AUGCGCCUCCUCCGAUCACUAAUAACAGGAUUAGCAGGGCUCACGCUGGCGGCUACUUCCUGCUCAUCCGCAGCCUGCGACGAGCAUGGAGAGACUUCCUUGCUGCAGUUGCCGCAGCGUGCGCUCAAGCAGGCAUGCACGCCGAUCGCAUACUUGAAGACUCACAAAACGGGAAGCUCCACCAUGCAGAGCAUCCUUCUACGCCUGGCCGUGCAGCGCCACAUGGACAUCUUCUGGCCCGACUGCUCCGGGGAUUUCAACUAUCCCAGCCACUUUCCUGGUCCUAUGGCGGAGAAAGUUCCCCCGGACCACCAGUUUGACAUGAUCCUGCACCAUGCUGUUCUGAACGUGUCGGCCUUCCGAUCCUACCUGAAGCCGUCGGCCUUUUUUGUGACCGUCCUCCGGGAGCCCCUGAGUCACAUGACCAGCGUCUUCAACUGGUACCGGCCUCAUUACGACUGGGCCUCGCUGGAUGAUUUCAUCGACUACCUCGCGACGACUCCCGAAGAGCAGCACAGACCCCGGCAUGUGGGCAGGCAUCUGGGCAUCGCCCGUAACUUUCAAGCCCGCGACUUGGGCUUCUACGAAGCCGGCGGGAGGGCCGAGUCCAGCUCUGCGGAAGUGGAGUCCUGGAUCAAGUCCCUGUCAGCUGCCUUCUCGUAUCCGUCGAGCGGGCUCGUGGUGAUCAAUGAGCGCUACGACGAGGGCUUGGUCUUGCUGCAGCAGGCGCUGAAAGUCGAGCUCGAAGAUGUUGCAUACAGGGCCAUGCGGGUGCAGGACGGACACGGCACCAAGUACGAAGAGCCGACGGCUCGACAGUCCAGGCGAAUUCUGGGCUUAGCCAGUGUUGACGUUCAACUUUAUGACUACUUCAACCGAAGCUUUGCGUCUCUCUGGGAUGACAACAGCGACUCUGUCAGGGCAACGUUGGAGGCAAGCGUGGCUCGCCUACGGAAGCUGAGCCAAAGGACGACGACGGACUGCCGCGAGGCGUCUCCUGACCCCGGGUGCGAACUCUUCAUCGAGAAUCUACCUGAUCUCAGAAACGUCGUCAGGAAGAAGUUUGGCAUGCAGGCGUGUGAGCGACCAGCACACGGGAGAUGA
Symbiodinium natans is the source of this 1104-nucleotide messenger RNA. Lineage: Eukaryota; Dinophyceae; Suessiales; Symbiodiniaceae. The record is from the annotation of a GenBank genome assembly.